Molecule: messenger RNA, 3083 nt
Organism: Cheilinus undulatus (humphead wrasse)
Lineage: Eukaryota; Metazoa; Chordata; Actinopteri; Labriformes; Labridae
Product: gastrula zinc finger protein XlCGF57.1-like
Exons: 2
Coding region: 55-1836 (593 amino acids)
Source: RefSeq, a predicted model, not a curated record
AUGCUUUUACAGUGGAAAACACAGUAGAACUUUACAGCUGAAUAAAGAACAAGAAUGUUUUCAGUGGAGAGGUUCAGAGAUGUCAACGAGACUGCUGCAGCUGAGGAAAUAUGUGACGAUGCUACAAGAGCUGCCGUCGAGUGCAAGGCAGAGAUCGACCGUCGGAGCAGAAUGCUGGAUAUCGUCUGGAACCCUUACAUCCUGUUACACAGAAUAGACGCCCCACAGCAACAUGUGUGUAAGGAGGAGGAGACUGUGGCUGAGCAGAAGCUUUGUCACCAGGAGAGGGAGUCCAGUCUGGCCCAGGAGGAGCCAGAGCCUCCACAGUUUAAAGGGGAGCAAGAGGGAGAGCAGUUCAUAAAGGAGGAGACUGACACGUGGAUGUUGACUCCUACGAAGGAUGAAAGUGAGCACAGAGAAGCAGAUGGACAACAUGAACUCCAGCUCCUUUGUCACAACUCUCAUGUUGCUGAGAAUCAAGAUCCCACGGAGAAAAAGCAGAAAGACUCAGAAAUAACUGGAAAAUCAAAAACAAGACAAGAGAGAGACAGAAAACACACAGGUGAGAGUCGUCACUCUUGUAACACCUGUGGAGAAGGAUUCUUGUCUACGUCGCAUUUGAAAAGCCAUAUGAAGACUCACACAGAUGAGAAGCCUUUCACCUGCGGCACCUGUGGAAAAAGAUUCAGCCGUAAAUCAUAUCUGAAUGAUCACAUUCUAACUCACACAGGUACAAAGCCGUACACCUGUGAUACCUGUGGGAAGUCAUUCACCACAAAAUUUAUUUUGAAUAUGCAUUUAAACACCCAUACAGAUGAAAAACCACAUACCUGCACAAUGUGCAACAGAUCUUUCAGACGAAAAUUUACCUUGACAAUCCACAUAAGAACACACACAGGUGAGAAGCCUUUCACCUGCGGCACCUGUGGAAAAAGUUUCAUCACACUUUCAAAUUUGAAUCAUCACAUUCUUACUCACACAGGUAUAAAGCCAUACACCUGUGGUACCUGUGGGAAUUCAUUCGCCACAAAAGGAAAUUUGGAUAGUCACUUAAACACCCAUACAGAUGAAAAACCACAUACCUGCACAGAAUGUAACAAAUCUUUUAGACGAAAAGGUACCUUGACAGCCCAUAUGAGAACACACACAGAUCAGAAGCCUUUCUCCUGCAGCACCUGUGGAAAAAGAUUCAGGCAUAAAUCAGAUUUGAAUCAUCACAUUCUUACUCACACAGGUACAAAGCCGUACACCUGUGGUACCUGUGGGAAUUCAUUCGCCACGAAAGGUAGUUUGGAUAGUCACUUCAACAUCCAUAAAGUUGAAAAACCACAUACCUGCACAGAAUGCAGCAAAUCUUUCAGACGAAAAUUUACCUUGACAAUCCACAUGAGAACACACACAGGUGAGAAGCCGUUCUCCUGCAGCACCUGUGGAAAAAGAUACAGGGAUAAAACUAAUUUGAAUAUUCACAUUCUUACUCACACAGGUACAAAGCCGUACACCUGUGGUACCUGUGGGAAUUCAUUCACCAAGAAAUCUACUUUGGAUACUCACUUAAAAAUCCAUACAGGUGAAAAACUACAUACCUGCACAAUGUGCAACAAAUCUUUCAGACAAAAAGAUAAAUUGACAAUUCACAUGAGAUCACAUACAGGUGAGAAGCCUUUCUCCUGCAGCACCUGUGGAAAAAGAUUCAGGUAUAAAUCAAAUUUGAAUGAUCACAUUCUUACUCACAUGGAUACAAAGCGGUACACUUGUGGUACCUGUGGGAAAUCAUUUGCUGACAAACGUACUUUGGAUAGUCAUUUUAAGAUCCAUACAGACAAUAAUGCUUAAACCUCCUAAACAUGUGGCAGGUCUCUCAGAACUGGUGCUGACUUGUGUUUAUGCGGUCACGUAAUGACAGGGUGUUUGUCGAAGGAAACUCCUGGAGAUGAGCUGAUCGUGAGGCUUUAAGGUCUGAUGGACGGUGUUUUUCGGAGGGUAGGCCAGUGUUUUUUUUUUUUUUUUAAUUGUACUACAGAAACCUCCAUUCUUAACGACACGGAGACGGCGCAGGUCCUUACAAAUAAAAUGAAGUAUUGACUGGAUUAUGUUUACAAUAUUUUAUCUAUGCAAUAAUGAAAUAAUAAUACAGGGGUCAGCAUCACAGAAUCUCUCUCUCUUUUAAGUUCUACUCAGGCAGGAUGACGUGAGUAUGGAACAGCCUGCAAAUGGCUGACGGACCCAAAUAUGGCGGUUAGCAUUCGGGCUAGCGGUUAUAAAUGAUAGUAAUUCGAUUAAAGUGGAUAAAAAGACGUUCUAUCUUGGGUUAACUGGUGUGGAUUUAAUCAUUAAAGUCCCCAGAAGUCACACAUUAUGUUAACAGAUUACUGCCAUUAAAAAUUGCAUCACAUCCUGAGAAAAGAAGCCCAGUUCAGACCAAAGAUUCAAGACAUAACCAGACAGAACAGCUCCAGUCAGUCCAGCUGAUGGUGUUGUCAGUUUCACUUCAUCUCGUUGUAAAUCUUUGGUCUGAUCUGGGAUUUAGUGUACGUUUGCAUUACUGCAGAUUUAAAUGUUUUUGUGACUUGAUACACACGACAGAAUGUUCAAGUGAGGUCAUUUAUGCACAGCCUGUUCUCUGCAGUUUAAUUAAAAUAAUAACCUUAACAGUUCUGCAUUUCAAUAACAUGACAGCAAACUUGGAUGAGAGGUUUACAGUAUUAAACAGCUACUGAAUGGAAAAAGAACAACACACGCUUUUGAACUUUUGAUUCAUGUUGAUGUUUUUCUUGUCGUUUUGUUCAUUAACAGAUAUUUCCACACAGUAAAUGUUCUGCCUGAAAUCUCACUAGUUAAAUCAGCUAGCUGCUCAUGCACAUUAGCACAGGUGUAUGGCUGGUACACAGCUAUGGGCUGACAAGCUGGAAAGAAACAGAAACUGUGCAUACGCUUUGAGGAUUUGCAUUUUUAAUCACAGUGAAAAUGAAAAACAUGUAUUUUUACCCUUUUGUAUGUUAUCAAAAAUAGCCUGACUACUUGAAUUUCAGAACAAGUGUUUUAACUACAUGUUGUAACAAUAAAGUACUGUAAUGGCUUCA